Molecule: messenger RNA, 2268 nt
Organism: Mustela erminea (ermine)
Lineage: Eukaryota; Metazoa; Chordata; Mammalia; Carnivora; Mustelidae
Gene: PPM1M
Product: protein phosphatase, Mg2+/Mn2+ dependent 1M
Exons: 9
Coding region: 55-1542 (495 amino acids)
Biological process (GO): protein dephosphorylation
Molecular function (GO): protein serine/threonine phosphatase activity
Source: RefSeq, a predicted model, not a curated record
GCCCGCUUCCUCCUCCCGCCCCGCGCCCCGCGGGCAGCCCCCUGCCGCCGCGCCAUGUCCGCCGGCUGGUUCCGGCGCCGCUUUCUGCCGGGGGGUCCGCUCCCCGCGCCGCGGCCCCCCCGGCCGCGCGCCAGCCCAGUGCCCUACCGGCGGCCCCGCUUUCUGCGCGGCUCGGGCUCGGGCCCCGGCCCCGCCGACGCCCCGCGCAGAUCGGACGCCCGGCCUGUGCGCAGCCCGGCGCGGGGCCGCGCGCUGCCUUGGAAUGCAGGCUACGCCGAGAUCAUCAAUGCAGAGAAAUCUGAGUUCAAUGAGGAUCAGGCGGCCUGUGGGCAGCUGUGCAUACGGAGAUGUGAGUUUGGGGCUGAAGAGGACCAGGAGUGGCUGGCCCUGUGCUCAGAGGAGCUUCUGACAGGUCAUUACUGGGCCCUGUUUGAUGGGCACGGCGGUCCGGCCGCGGCCAUCCUCGCUGCCAACACCCUGCACUCCUGCCUGCGCCGGCAGCUGGAGGCCGUGGUGGAGGGUGUAGUGGCCACUCGGCCCCCCAUGCACCUCAGCGGCCAUUGCGUCUGCACCAGUGAUCCCCAGUUUGUGGAAGAAAAGGGCAUUAGGGCGGAAGACUUGGUGAUCGGGGCUCUGGAGAGUGCCUUCCAGGAAUGUGAUGAGGUGAUCGGGCGGGAGCUGGAGGCCUCGGGCCAGGUGGGCGGCUGCACAGCCCUGGUGGCUGUGUCCCUGCAGGGAAAGCUGUAUGUGGCCAAUGCUGGGGACAGCAGGGCCAUAUUGGUACGAAAAGAUGAGAUCCGGCCCCUGAGCUCGGAGUUCACCCCAGAGACUGAGCGGCAGCGGAUCCAGCAGCUGGUAGGUAUCUUGCAGAGGGAGGCUGUGGAUCCCCAACUUGUGAGUCCCCAGUCACCAGAGGCCACCAGAGAGCCUGAUCUGUGCCUGGCCUCCCUACCCGAGGCCUUUGUCUACCCCGAGCUUCUGGCUGGUGAGUUCACCCGACUGGAGUUCCCUCGGCGACUGAAGGGUGAUGACUUGGGGCAGAAGGUUUUGUUCCGGGAUCACCACAUGAGGGGCUGGAGCUACAAGUGUGUGGAGAAGUCGGAUCUCAAGUACCCACUGAUCCAUGGGCAGGGUAGGCAGGCUCGGUUACUGGGAACAUUGGCCGUCUCCCGGGGCCUGGGAGACCAUCAGCUCAGAGUCCUGGACACAAACAUUCAGCUCAAGCCCUUCUUGCUCUCUGUCCCACAGGUAACCGUACUGGAUGUGGACCAACUGGAGCUACAGGAGGAGGAUGUGGUUGUCAUGGCAACUGAUGGUCUCUGGGAUGUCCUGUCCAAUGAGCAGGUGGCACAGCUAGUGCGGAGCUUCCUCCCUGGCAACCGAGAGGACCCACACAGGUUCUCCGAGCUGGCCCAAAUGCUGAUACACAGCACACAGGGAAAGGACGACGGUCCCACAGGAGAAGGGCAGGUGUCCUACGAUGACAUCUCGGUGUUCGUGAUUCCCUUGCACAACCAGGGCCAGAGGAGCGAUGGCCACUGAGGAUUCAGACACUAUACCCCAGAACCACUCUGGGGCCGAGUAUAGUCCGGGCAUCCCUCCAGUCAACAGCAGGCCUACCUGCCCUGCCCCCGACACGAUGGGUUGAUCCCACACCCCAGCCCAUCUCAAGGAGAGCAUUUACAGCAGGCAGUCAGAGCUUGAAGAGUACGGAGAGCCCUGCUCCCCAGGUCCCUCUUCAGGCAGGCAGGGCAAGAGCGCAGUUAUCAGGAAUCUCCCUUAACGUAGGAAACCCAUGUGGGGCUCCUCUGACAGGGUCUUUGCAACUCAACGUUAUUCCCAGAUGGGGACAGCCGGACUAAGGGCGCUGGCCAUGAAUGCUAGGAGGGGCAGAAGAGCCUGUUUGAAUCUAGGUCUCCAACCCAUGAAUGUCAGAGUAUUUACUCAAUUACCUCCAAAGCCUAAGGAGGGUGCCUUAUGGGAAGCUGUGGGUAGCCUCCUGUCUGCUCAACAGCCAUCUUAAAUCAGCCCCUUGAGAGACCAGCCCAGCCCAGUCCGGCUCCCCUCUGCCACUGGAGGUGAGGCCCAGGCCCAGGUGCUAAAGGUGGGGCAGAAUAGAAAGAGGCAAGAGGAGCCCCCCAGUUUACUAAGCCAGGAAUGUCCCUGAUAACUCCCUCCUGGCCCCAGCUCUGCCCCAAGCUGAUGUGCCAGCAAUGUGGUUUUGUUGCUCCCCGUCCCCUCCCUAUUAUUAAAUGUUUGUGUGCUGAA